AUGGAAACAUUGAAAUUGAUGUGCAGCGAUUUCCUGGAAUCAUCGCUGGAUGUUGAUAACAGUUUACGGUGUGCAUUAGUUGCUGAAAAGUGUGAGCUAAAGGCGUCAAAGGAAUUGGCAAAAAAGUUUUUCGCAGCUAGCUGCUCGAAAAUAUGCGAAUUGAAAGAGUUUCAUAGUUGGAGAGAAUCGCAAUUUGACGAUUUCGUUAAGAAUUUAUCAAAGAAUGAUCGUCUGUUCAAAGACUUAAUGAGAAAGAUUCAGACGAAUGAACACAUUGCAACGACACCGCUAGUCUUUUCCAAAGACUUGUUUCAAGCGAUAUCCAAGUCAUUCUUUAUCGCUGGUUACCUUGAAUCAAUUGCUUCGGAUAAUUCGACUUCCUCAAGCCGUUCAAACGCUAUUGCGAAUAAUCACGCAAGUCGAUUUUCUAUACCGGAACCAAUGACAGUAGCAGCCACUAGUAGUAUCAUUGAUGCAGGACUUUUUAUCAUAGCAAAGAGCAGAAAUGGCAGUGCAGUCGAUUUUUAUAGCAUUUCGGAAACGAGUGGCACGCGCAAAUGUCUACCAAAAUAUGGCAUUAAGACAGAUGGAAUCAAUACGUUCACAAUGCGAAUAUUUCCGCACAAAAAUCGAAUCUACAUGUGUUAUUCGACGAGAGGUCAACAGCUUCAAAUCAAAUGCUGGUGUUUUGAAACGCAAGCCAUGACCGAUGUACUGAUCCCGGCCACCGUGCAAUACAUUAAGCCACGCUUUGUCAACGAAAUUGGCGGCGAAAUUUUAGUGUCAGAAGAGAAAUACGUCACAUGGCCUUAUGAAGGCUUCAAAAUAACAGCAUGCAAAUUCGGACUGGAGUCUGAAAGUUACAAAAGCAUUGAGUUUAACUACGACAACUUGAAGGAGAUUAUCUACUUUGAAGAUGAAAUAUUUGUAUUCAGCAGCCAAAAGUCAGAAGUGAUGAGCUUUGAUAUGAACACAACCAAAUCAACGCCGAGAGGAUCGCUGAAUAAAAAUGGAAUUGUUAAAGCGGUCAUUUUUCAUGGGAAUCUUUAUGUGGGGUGUUAUAUUCGAACGAAAUGUUAUUUGUAUGUCGAACGAUACGACAAGAAAAACAAUCAUUGGAAUAUUGUCGGUUCGAUUUGCACAUACACAGAGGCAUCCAGUUUCCAUAUCGGUGCAACAGAUAACUAUUUGUAUGUAUUUUAUGGAAAGGGAAAAAUUCAACGAUAUAAUGAUGCAUGCGAUCGAUGGACCACACUCGAUUUCUCCGAUAAUUUUGAUCAAAUCGUGUUAUGUGUUUCAACAAGCCCAUUCAUGUGUGUUAAUGAUGAUAAAUUUUGA
Molecule: messenger RNA, 1338 nt
Organism: Sitodiplosis mosellana (orange wheat blossom midge)
Lineage: Eukaryota; Metazoa; Arthropoda; Insecta; Diptera; Cecidomyiidae
Exons: 3
Coding region: 1-1338 (445 amino acids)
Molecular function (GO): protein binding
Source: RefSeq, a predicted model, not a curated record